CGUCGAGUAUGACAUCACAGUGCACUGAGUGAAUGACGUCACAACAGAAUCGGUUAUUGCGCUCGCUGUUCAUUGACCUCGCACUGGGGACAUGCUGCAUUGAUCAUGCCACUGCACUAUGGCAGUGGUGUAUUGUUCAUGACACCACAGUGCCUGGGUGCCAUGCUGUGCAGAAUACCCCAUUGUGUGUGAUAUCACAAUCAAGGGCACUGCAGUGUGACAGCAGAAUGAUACCCGGAGUACAGCUGAAUUUGAAGUCAGCCAUCUGCCAGGAGCAAUACUCAUUGACCCUCAGAGUGAUACACUGCAAGAAUUUCUGCAGAAACAGCUCCUUCCAGAGAGUAAAAAUAAAAACAUCAUUUGCUAUUGCACUGUGGGAUACAGGUCUUCCAUGAUUGCCCAGAGCAUAAAUGAGUUCUUGUCAAGUGAAGUCGUCCAAACCCCCAAAACUUCCCUGAAGGUUUAUAAUGCAGAAGGAGGACUGAUGAAAUGGGCCAGUGAAAGAAGGCUGAUGGUGGACAAGCAGGAGCAGCCCAUUCACCUUGUCCACCCCUGCAGUGAAGCAUGGGCAAAACUACUGGAACCAGAGCUGCAAGCACAAAUCUAAAGCAUUUCUGCAAGUCUGAUCUUAACUGGGGCCUCUAGGUGAAAUACAAAUUAAUAAUAAGAAUAAGAAUUAAUGGGGGCCUCAGCCUCAACUGUGUCUUGUAGGAAUAACCAUAAUGCUACUAAUAAUAGAGGAUUACAAUAUGUAUUGUAAAAGCAGCAAAGAGUCCUGUGACACCUUAUAGACGAACAGAUGUA
Molecule: messenger RNA, 804 nt
Organism: Gopherus evgoodei (Goodes thornscrub tortoise)
Lineage: Eukaryota; Metazoa; Chordata; Testudines; Testudinidae
Product: UPF0176 protein plu1816-like
Exons: 3
Coding region: 33-395 (120 amino acids)
Molecular function (GO): thiosulfate-cyanide sulfurtransferase activity
Source: RefSeq, a predicted model, not a curated record